This is a messenger RNA of Malus domestica (apple), 2833 nucleotides long. Its product is annotated as putative proline-rich receptor-like protein kinase PERK6. The record is from RefSeq and is a predicted model, not a curated record. Gene Ontology annotation, biological process: protein phosphorylation. Gene Ontology annotation, molecular function: ATP binding; protein kinase activity. Lineage: Eukaryota; Viridiplantae; Streptophyta; Magnoliopsida; Rosales; Rosaceae.
AAAAUAGAAGUUGGGUGGAGAAAUCUUCCUCAUUUGUCGGAGGAACAUUUGUUUCCUCGAAUUAUUAUCAUACCACUUGUUUUCCUCUCCCUCUGAGAAUCCUCCCCGGUUGCAUGCCCUCCUCCUUUAGAAAUAGGGGUCAUCAACAGGCUCACCUAACAAAGGAGUGGGGGUUUCUCCGGCACAAACCCACUGUAAUAUUGAUCGAAAACUCCUCCCAAAAUGGGGUCCUCUGACGAUCAGAACUCGUCAUCAGAUUCUCCAUCGUCUGACUCUUCAUCAUCUUCAUCGCCAACUCCCCCAUCAUCGUCAUCGUCGUCGUCAUCAUCGACAUCGUCAUCAUCCCCCUCUCCACCAUCAUCAGAUUCAGGUAAUUCGGAUUCAGGUUCAGGUUCAAGUUCAUCACCCCCACCAUCUCCUCCAAAGGACUCAUCAUCUUCAGGUGACUCAUCCUCCUCAGGUGACUCAUCGCCAUCAAACGGCUCGUCAAACAGCUCGCCGCCACCGUCCAAUAAUUCAAACAACUCGUCGCCUCCCUCCGACAACAAUUCGUCCAACAAUUCGUCCAACAAUUCAAACAACAACAAUUCGGGUAACUCAUCAUCUUCCAAUAGCUCAAACAACUCGGAUAACUCAACGGAUAAUUCAUCGUCUUCCAACAACUCGAAAAACUCGCCGCCUUCCAACAACAACUCGAACAAUUCCAACGACAACUCCAGCAAUUCCAACAAUUCCAACAACAAUUCAAAUGGAAACUCAAGCGGCAAUUCCAACUCAAACGGCAACUCAAACGACUCAGACAACAAAAAUAACAACUCAAACAGCUCAGACAACAAAAAUAACAACAACUCAAACAGCUCAGACAACAAAAAUAACAACAACAACAACAACAACAACUCAAAGAACAACAACUCGAACAAUAACUCCAAUUCCCAUAAAUCCCCCCCACAAAACUCCAACUCCCAAAAAUCUCCCUCUUCCCAGAACAAUGGAGGGCAAAAUGACUCUCAGUCUCCACCCAAAUCAUCUCAAGGGAAUUGGUCACCGAAAUCGUCUGAGAAUUGGUCACCCCCAGCACUUGGAUCAUCAAGCAAGUCACAUCGCUCAUCAUCGUCGGACAAUGAUGGAUCGCCGCCAACUUCGCACUCAGGAAGCUCUAUGCCUAUAAUCGUAGGAGUUGUAGCUAUAGCAGGGGUGUUGUUGCUUGUCUUUGUUUUGCUUUUCUUGGCUUGCUCUAAGAGAAGGAAGAAGAGACAGACUGCUUCCCACCUCAUGGAGAACCCUGAUCCAUAUCGUCCAAAUGGAAGUGGUGAAUAUUGGCAAGGUGGACCUAAAAGCUCCGAGCACGUUCUUAAUAUGCCUCCUUCUGGCCGUGCUCCCAAUGGAGGUUGGACUAUGACAUCCGGUGGAGCACCCCCCAUGAUGAGUGGCGAUAUGAGCUCGUCCAACUUCUCCGGUCCACACGGUCCCCCUCUGCCACCUCCACACCCUAAUGUGGCAUUCGGGUUCAACAAGAGCACCUUCACCUAUGAAGAGCUGGCGGCUGCAACCUCAGGGUUUGCGCAAGCCAAGCUAAUAGGCCAAGGUGGCUUUGGGUACGUGCACAAAGGGGUGUUGCCAAAUGGAAAGGAAAUUGCCGUUAAGAGCCUCAAAGCGGGUAGCGGACAAGGUGACCGUGAAUUUGCAGCCGAGGUUGAGAUCAUUAGCCGUGUUCAUCAUCGCCACCUUGUGUCGCUUGUUGGGUACUGCCUUGCAGGAGAGCGAAAGCUGUUGGUCUAUGAAUUUAUUGCUAAUAACAACCUCGAGUUCCACCUUCACAGCGCGGAUCGGCCACCCUUGGAAUGGGCCAACAGGGUCAAAAUCGCGUUGGGAUCGGCUAAAGGGCUUGCUUACUUGCAUGAAGACUGUCACCCAAAGAUUAUCCACCGUGACAUUAAAGCUGCAAAUAUUCUGAUUGACUAUAGUUUCGAAGCUAAGGUGGCAGAUUUUGGACUAGCAAAGCUAAACCAGGAAAAUGUCACCCAUGUAUCAACUCGUGUCAUGGGAACAUUUGGGUACUUGGCUCCUGAGUACGCAUCGAGUGGUAAGCUGACCGAGAAGUCUGACGUCUUCUCUUUUGGUAUUAUGCUCCUGGAGCUCAUUACUGGACGCCGCCCUGUGGACUUGUCUGGGGAAUACGAGGAAGAUACCUUAGUAGACUGGGCAAGACCUCUCUGCAUGAAAGCAAUAGAUACUGGGGACUAUUCUGAAUUGUUGGAUCGACGACUAGAGAACAAUUACAACCAGGAACAGGUAGCACGCAUGGUGGCUUGUGCGGCUGCGAGUGUUCGACACUCUGCGAAGAAGCGUCCGAAAAUGAGCCAGAUUGUUCGUGCAUUGGAAGGCGACGUCUCAAUGGAAGACUUGCACGAGGGGAUUAAAGGACAAUUGGGGUCGUCUGGCUCUCCUAGUAUGGCUUCCUCCGAGUUUGAAGCUGAUUCGUAUAACGCGAAAAUGAAAGGGCUUAGGAAGCCGGCGUUGAUGGACAGCACAGAUUAUCCAAGCAGCGAGUACGGUGCUACAAGCGAGUAGGUCGAAGAUGGCGGUAGAAGCAUAAUUGCGACGUUGUGUUAGACAAGGGCACCAUUGAAGGAGGAGUUGUGAUUUCUUUCUUCUGUUUUUCUGUUUAUUUUCUUCUUUCUUUUGGAAAUAGCUAUGUGUGUUUGGAUUUGCUACUGUUAUGAAACAAACACAUGCAUUUGGAAGAAUAUUUGACCAGUACCUUAUGUGUUUGUAUUUUCUAACUUUAAUAUCUAAUAUUAUUACUGUUGAAAAUUGGUGAGAUUUGAGAAUA